UUCACCGAUUUGGACCAAACUUAGAGGGAAUGUUCAUCUAUCGAUAGUUAACAGAAAUCCCAAGUUUGGUGCUGAUUGGACCAUUCCUCUAUUUUUGGAACCGCCCUCUUUUUUGACGAUUUUCUUAAAAACUUAUUUUUCUUUUAAUCACAACUUUGCAACUAUUUGAGCAAAAGACUUUCUACAGGUUGCAUUUUAUAGAAAAUUGUCCAAGGAAUUCGAUAAAAGUUAUAGUUUAGCCCUUAAAUGCCCACUAAUAUUAUAUUUUAACGUUUUAAGUAUUAAAAUUUAGUUUUGACCAAUUCCUUAUAUUUUUAUUUGUUAUAUUUUAUCAUUAUCGUGUUCCCUGGAGAAUUUUACAUAAUAGUCAAUGUAGAUCUCAAACUUAAAUGAACUAUUGGCGAGAUACAGCUAUUUUACUGAAAAAAGUUUGAUUUUGCGCUGCACUCUGUCCUAUGAAUUCUAUUCCGAGAUAUUUAAGUUUCUCACAUUUAAAAACCAAACUAUGCGGGAUUCAUCCCUUUAUGUUCAAAAGUACACCAUGUACUUCCGAGUGCUGCGCAAAAUCAAACUUUUUUCAGUAAAAUCGCUGUAUCUCGCCAAUAGUUCAUUUUAGUUUGAGGUCUACAUUGAUUAUUAUGUAAAAUUGUCCGGGGAACACGAUGGUGAUAAAAUAAAACAAAUAAAAAUAUAAGGAAUCGGUCAAAACUGAAUUUUAAGACUUAAAACGUUAAAAUAUAAUAUUAGUGGGCAUUUAAGGGUUAAAAUUUUAUUUUUAUAGAAUUCCUUGGACAAUUUUAUAUAAAAUGCAACCUGAAGAAAGUCUUUUGCUCAAAUAGUUGCAAAGUUAUGAUUAAAAGAAAAGAAGUGUUUUAGAAAAUCGUCAAAAAAGAGGGCGGUGCCAAAAGUAGAGGAAUGGUCCAAUCAGCACCAAACUAGGGAUUUCUGUUAACUAUCGAUAGAUGAACGUUCCCUCUAAGUUUGGUCCAAAUCGGUGAAGGUCGAGUCCUAAAGUGUACUCAGUUGACCUGGAAUGACCCAUAUUGCGUUAGGGUACAGCAGGCCUUGAAAUUUUUAGAUUUUUGUUUUAAAUUUCUUAGCAAAAAUAAGUGGAAUUGGGAUUCUUUGUUUUUGAUGCAAUAACAACCCUCAUGCAAAAUACAUUUUUUUAAAUUUAUUUACAUAUUUUGUUCGAUGGUUGAUAUUGACAUUUUUAAAAACAGUUUUAAAAACAGUUUUUUAACUUGAAAUUAUUAAUUAGGUAAGAAAUGCCUAUUAUUAAGGUUCUAGAAACCUCAAUGCAUUUUGCAUGCAUUUACUUAUAUUAUAAAUUGUAUAGGACCAUACGCCUUAAAUUUAAAAUCUAUUUUCAGCUUUUUCUGAAAUGUUUUGAAAUCAUUGAAACACAGUUUAAACAAAUUUAACUUUUCAACCGGCUCCGUGGCUUAAUGGUUACGGCUUCUGUCUCCCAAGCAGAAGGUUCAGGGAUCUAAUCCCGGUCGGUAACUUUGAAAUUUGGAAUCAGGAAUUUGAAUAUGAAUAAAAACUAAAAUGAAAUCAGGUGGGAUUCGAACUCACACCUUUGGAUUGGUGGUCUGGGACGCUAAGCAGUCGGCCAUCAGAAGGUUUACACUCCAGCAGUGAAUUGAUCCGUAGUGUUGAAACAUGUUAUCUUCUCAUAUUAAAUACACGCUGAUCCUUGAUUUGCCUGAGGGGAUUGGAAGUCUAAAUAUAGAUCGAGUUUCCUUCAGAUGCUUGCUUCUAUGUUUAGGCGGGGCCGAACAAUGCCCAGCGACCUCGGAAUUGGACCGCAAGGAGCUCUGUCAUUCAGAAAUGGGUUGUUGGAAGCAGCGCGAGGGCUAUCACCACCUAAUACCCGAGACUGAGAUAAGCUGUAUCAGCAUUCGGCGGCAUAUACACAGCCUGAUACAAAUUAUACUUUCCCAUAAUUUCGCUACCGGUUAGCGGGUAUUGGAUUGGACCACACACACACACACACACACACACACACACACACACACACACACACACACACACACACACACACACACACACACACACACACACACACACACACACACACACACACACACACACACACACACACACACACACACCCGUGAACCGUGGGGACAGGUGAGGGUCCCUGCGGAGCUUAGCUGCCAGCUACCGGGCGGGUUGCAGUAGGCGGAUAGCUGUCGGCGAUUGCAUACAUUCAUUGCAUCGCCCCCGGACCAGCAGCGGGAGGAUGUCUAGGACGUGGCGGAAUUGAACAAGGGCUCUGUUUAAUUUCUUCGAAAAAACCACAUGGGUCCGUAAACACCUCUGUCAAGCGAUCGAACGCCGCUAUAAGUGUUUUAGCCCAAAACCUCACCAAACCCCGAAUCCAAGAUGUGACGCGACCCGUGUCGAGGGAUGCAUGGCUGGGGGGGUUCAACAAAUUCCCAGUCGAUAACGGAGCCUGUGGGGCACAGGGGCGCACCCCACACGUAAUUUGCCCUUACUGCGUCACGGCAGGGCACUGGCGCAGCGGACCGUAUUUCCCUAGCGACUCGUGGGAUUCAAAAUGAAGACAAGUGAAACAAACCAACAAAAGGGUCCCGAUGCGCCCCAAGCAUCGGAAAACACGGAGGUAGAGGAGGACGCAAACGUCGAAAUGGCAGGAGGCGAGUCAAACGGCGGCGACACAGCAAGCGGAGGGGCGAGCGCGUUCCGUGGAAGCGGGAAGGUGAUGAGAUCCCCAGUGUUGAACCAGGCGGCUGCUUCGAGUCAGCAGAUAGGAGUUAUUGGAGGGGAAACUCCCAAGUCUUCCGUAUUGAACUUCGCCGGCGGUACCCCUCAGGAUGGAGUCCUGCUCGCAAGGACCGCGUUGCAGGAGGUCAGGAGGAGGGUCAACGAACUCUUUGAUUUCAUCAAGGACAAAAACAACGUCCACACCAGAAUCAAGCAGAUGGUGAAUGGAGUCAAGGCAGCCAUGAUUGCCGCAGAGCGCGAAAACAGUUCGCUUGUGGUGACGAGAACUUCACUGAAGCUGAGAGCUGAAAAAGCCGAAAAAGCGCUGGAGGCUAAACUGGAGGAGGAAGCGCUACGGGAGAAAGCACCUAAAACGCCGCCCGGCCCAAGCACAAAAAGGGACAGGGAAACGCCUGGAGAGGAGGAGGAUGCAAAGAAGCAGAAGCAGGGGAAUGGAGACAGUCCGGACCCAGCGAAGGAGCCAGAACCAGACCCAGGGAAGGAGGAGGAAUGGGAGAAGGUCAAGAAAAAGAAGCGGAAGAAAAAAGGGAAGCAGAACGAGGACACCCAAAAACCCAAGUUUCGCAGGGAGCGUAACAAAGGCGAGGCUUUGGUGGUCGAGGUGAAGGAAGGUGUUUCGUACGCAGACCUCCUCCGGAAAGUACGAACAGAUCCGGAACUCAAGGAGCUUGGCGAGAAAGUGGUUAAAACCAGGCGCACCCAGACCGGCGCGAUGCUUUUUGAGCUGAAGAAUGAUCCCGCGGUCAAGAGCUCAGCUUUUAAGUCCCUCGUCGAGAAAGCCGUAGGCUACGAGUCGAAGGUAAGGGCGCUAUCGCCGGAGACAACGAUUGAGUGCAGGAACCUGGACGAGAUCACGACGGAGGAAGAGCUAGAAGAUGCGCUGAUCGUUCUUCUGGAUGACCGUACGACACCGAUGGCAAUCCGGUUGAGGAAAGCCUACGGCGGCACGCAAAUUGCGUCGAUCCGACUAUCGACGCCUUCGGCGUCUAAGCUGCUGGAAGCCGGCAAGGUCAAAGUAGGGUGGUCGGUGUGCCCACUGAGGCCUGUUCCUCGAGUGACCCAGCAGAUGACGAGGUGUUUCCGCUGUAUGGGUUUCGGCCACCAGGCGAGAAAUUGCGACGGUCCCGAUCGAACCAACAGCUGCAGAAGAUGUGGUAGAGAAGGCCACAUGGCAAGAGACUGCAAAAAUAAGCCGAAGUGCAUGCUCUGUAAAGAAGGAGAUGGCAAUAGUCACACGACGGGUGGCUUUAAUUGCCCGGCGAGUCAAACGGCGGCGACACAGCAAGCGGAGGGGCGAGCGCGUUCCGUGGAAGCGGGAAGGUGAUGAGAUCCCCAGUGUUGAACCAGGCGGCUGCCUCGAGUCAGCAGAUAGGAGUUAUUGGAGAGGAGACUCCCAAGUCAUCCUUGUUGAACUUCGCCGGCAGUACCCCUCAGGACGGAGUCCUGCUCGGAAGGACCGCGU
This is a messenger RNA of Culex pipiens pallens (northern house mosquito), 4216 nucleotides long. RefSeq lists its product as uncharacterized. The record is from RefSeq and is a predicted model, not a curated record. The coding region runs from base 2567 to 4078 and encodes 503 amino acids. Lineage: Eukaryota; Metazoa; Arthropoda; Insecta; Diptera; Culicidae. The transcript is spliced from 2 exons. Gene Ontology annotation, molecular function: zinc ion binding; nucleic acid binding.